AUGCGCCUCUGCCUGCUCUUGCUGCUGGCGCUGUGCGGUGCGGACCCCACGGCCGCGGCGCGCAGCCACAGCUUGCGGGGAAGUUGGAGCAUUCGCAACGCAAACGGCUCACUGGAGCUGCCGGGGGAGGUCCCCGGCUGCGUGCACAUGGCCUUGUUCCAGCGGAACCUCAUCCAGGAUCCUUACUACAGAUUCAAUGACCUUAACUACAGAUGGAUCUCUUUGGAUAACUGGACCUACAGCAAGGAAUUUCAAAUCCCCUUUGAUAUUAGCAAGUGGCAAAAGGUACAUUUGAUUUUUGAGAGCAUCGAUACAGUUUCAGAGGUCCUGCUCAAUAAUGUUCUUAUUGGGAAAACAAACAACAUGUUCAGAAGAUAUACCUUUGAUAUUACCCAUGUGGUCAAAGCCCUAAACUCCAUCGAGGUGCGUUUCCAGUCACCCGUGUCGUACGCGGCCCAGCAGAGCAGAGCUCACACCCUCUACCAGGUGCCCCCAAACUGCCCUCCGAGUGUACAGGAGGGAGAAUGCCAUGUCAACUUUAUUCGAAAGGAGCAGUGUUCCUUUAGUUGGGACUGGGGGCCUGCCUUUCCGACCCUGGGCAUCUGGGAAGAUGUCAGAAUUGAAGCCUAUAAUAGUUGUCAUCUGAACUACUUCACCUUUUCCCCCAUUUACGACAACUCUACCCAGGAUUGGAAUCUUGAAAUAGAGUCUUCUUUUGAUGUUGUCAGCUCAAAGCCAGUCUCUGGUCAAGUGAUCGUAGAAAUCCCUAAAUUGCAAACACAGCAGUCAUACAGCGUUGAACUUCAGCCUGGGGAAAGGAUUGUUAAGCUCUUUGUGAAAAUGAACAAGACUGUUACUAUAGAAACUUGGUGGCCUCAUGGACAUGGAAACCAGACUGGGUACAACAUGACAGUUCUUUUUAAACUGAAUAAAGACUUAGAAAUUAAAAAAUCAGCUAAGAUUUAUUUUAGGACAGUGGAACUGAUACAAGAGCCUAUAAAAGGGUCUCCUGGUCUGAGUUUCUACUUCAAAAUUAAUGGAGUUCCCAUAUUUCUGAAAGGAUCAAACUGGAUCCCAGCAGAUUCGUUCCAGGAUCGAGUAACCUCUGACUUGUUAUCACUCCUUUCGCAUUCUGUUGUGGAUGCCAACAUGAACACUCUUCGGGUGUGGGGAGGAGGUAUUUAUGAGCGUGAUGAGUUCUAUGAACUCUGUGAUGAACUGGGAAUAAUGGUAUGGCAGGAUUUUAUGUUUGCUUGUGCCCUCUAUCCAACUAAUCGGGGCUUCAUGAGUUCAGUGAGAACAGAAGUUGCUUACCAGAUCAGGAGACUGAAAUCUCAUCCCUCCAUCAUCAUAUGGAGUGGGAAUAACGAAAAUGAAGCGGCGCUGAUGAUGAAUUGGUAUAACGUAGACAUCGAAUACAUGAGUACCUACGUCACAGAUUAUGUGAAACUGUAUGUGAAAAACAUCCGAGAGAUCGUCUUGGCAGAAGACAAGACUCGUCCUUUUAUCACAUCCAGUCCUACGAAUGGGGCUGAAUCCGUUGCAGAAGGCUGGCUCGCUAAAAACCCAUAUGACAAGCAUUAUGGCGAUGUACAUUUUUAUGACUAUUUCAGUGAUUGCUGGGAUUGGAGCAUUUUCCCAAAAGCUCGAUUUGUAUCUGAAUAUGGAUAUCAGUCCUGGCCUUCCUUCAGUACAUUGGAAAAGGUUUCAUCUAAAGAGGACUGGUCUUACAAUAGUAGAUUUGCAGUUCACCGACAGCAUCAUGUCAGCGGUAACGAUGAAAUGCUUUCUCAGGCUCAACUUCAUUUCAAACUCCCGCAACACACAGAUCCAUUACGCCUCUUCAAAGAUACCAUUUACCUUACUCAGGUGAUGCAGGCCCAGUGUGUCAAAACAGAAACGGAAUUCUACCGCCGCAGUCGCAGCGAGAUAGUGCUCGGGGAGGGGCACACCAUGGGAGCCCUGUAUUGGCAGCUGAAUGACAUCUGGCAGGCUCCUUCCUGGGCCUCUCUGGAAUACGGAGGAAAGUGGAAAAUGCUCCAUUACUUUGCUCGGCAUUUCUUCGCUCCGCUGUUGCCCGUGGGUUUUGAGAAUGAAGGCGUGUUUUUUGUCUACGGGGUGUCAGACCUUCACUCGGACUGUAACGUGACGCUCACUGUGAACGUCCACUCGUGGAGUUCCCUGGAGCCGGUGUGCCGUCACAGGACCCAGCAUUUCGUGAUGACAGCAGGGGAGGCCGUUCUCCUCUAUCAGAAGCCGGUGUCUGAACUGCUGCAGAGAUGUGGGCACUGCACCCCGCAAAGCUGUGUGGUUUCCUUUUACCUGUCAACCGACGACAAACUCUCGAGCUCAACCAACUAUCACUUCCUGUCCUCACUGAAGGAGGCCGUGGGGCUCCAGAAGGCACAUAUCACUGCCACCAUCUCUCAGCAAAAUGACACAUUCGUUUUUGAUCUGAAAACCUCAGCCGUCGCUCCCUUUGUUUGGUUGGAUGUAGGGAGCAUCCCAGGGAGAUUCAGUGACAAUGGUUUCCUCAUGACUGAGAAGACUCGGACUCUACUGUUUUACCCCUGGGGGCCCACCAGCAAGAGUGAAUUGGAGACAUCUUUUCAAGUGACUUCUUUGACUGAUAUUUACUGAGGGAAUCCGGUGUACUGUCAGUGGCACCAGAAGGAAGUGGUUCGGAGGCACUGGCUGGAGCUGCCGGCAACCAGAGACAAGGGAAGAAG
Messenger RNA from Molossus molossus (Pallas's mastiff bat), 2729 nucleotides. It is a transcript of the gene MANBA, whose product is annotated as mannosidase beta. Gene Ontology annotation, biological process: glycoprotein catabolic process; carbohydrate metabolic process. Gene Ontology annotation, molecular function: beta-mannosidase activity. The record is from RefSeq and is a predicted model, not a curated record. Lineage: Eukaryota; Metazoa; Chordata; Mammalia; Chiroptera; Molossidae. The coding region runs from base 1 to 2640 and encodes 879 amino acids. The transcript has 17 exons.